Parnassius mnemosyne (clouded apollo) is the source of this 1488-nucleotide messenger RNA. The record is from the annotation of a GenBank genome assembly. Lineage: Eukaryota; Metazoa; Arthropoda; Insecta; Lepidoptera; Papilionidae.
AUGGCACCUGUGGAACAAGAUGUUGAAAUGAAAAAUGUGGAUAGCCCUGCAGGGGCAAACGACGUAGAAAUGAGUGAAGUGAAAAAAGAUGUCGAUGUUAUAACCGUUCAAGAUCUACGGGAACAUGUCAGACAAAUUGAUAAAGCUGUAUCGUCUAAGGAACCGCGAUUUGCUAUGCGAGUGUUGAGAUCUAUUCCGAGUACUAGGCGAAAAUUGAAUGGUAAUGUUCUUCGUGCUAUUAUAAACCAACUCUAUCCGUCAAGCCCUGAAAAAGAGGCUAUACUUGCUCUUGUAGAAAGUCCUUUGCCUGGUGCCGUUGAAAUUGAAAUCCCUCGCUCUAGAAGCGCCCUGAAAAGUCCAGCUCCAGAAGUUGAUGUUUAUGUCCAUCUGUUAGUAUUAUUGAGAUUAUUAGACACCAACAAAUUAGAAGAAGCUACUGAAUGCUCCCAGCAGUUGAUGAAUAAAGUAACCGCGCAGAACAGAAGAACUCUUGAUUUAAUUGCUGCCAAAUGUUAUUUCUAUCAUUCACGUGUAUUUGAACUAACUAACAAGCUGGAAUUGGUACGAGGUUUAUUGCAUGCUCGUUUACGCACCUCAACUCUUCGUAAUGAUUAUGAGGGACAAGCUGUUUUGAUCAAUUGUCUCUUGCGUAAUUAUCUCCAUUACUCUCUAUACGAUCAAGCUGAUAAAUUAGUCAGCAAAUCUGUAUUUCCUGAGAAUGCCAGUAAUAAUGAAUGGGCAAGGUUCUUGUAUUAUCUUGGUAGAAUAAAAGCUGCAAGACUUGAAUACAGUGACGCUCAUAAACAUUUAGUGCAAGCUUUAAGAAAAGCUCCACAAACCGCAGCAGUUGGAUUCCGUCAAACAGUACAAAAAUUGGCUAUUGUUGUUGAAUUGUUGUUAGGUGAUAUCCCAGAACGUGCUAUAUUCCGUCAAGCUCCACUAAGAAAAGCAUUAGCUCCAUACUUCCAAUUGACUCAAGCCGUAAGACUAGGAAAUCUACAAAGAUUUGGAGAGGUACUUGAAAAUUAUGGACCACAGUUCCGCACUGAUCAUACUUUUACUUUGAUCUUAAGACUAAGACAAAACGUCAUUAAGACAGCUAUCCGUUCUAUUGGUCUGUCAUAUUCUCGCAUAUCACCAAAAGACAUAGCAAGAAAGCUAGGCUUAGAUUCUGCUGAGGACGCAGAAUUUAUUGUUGCAAAGGCCAUUAGAGAUGGUGUUAUUGAAGCUACUCUUGACCCAGAAAAGGGAUACAUGAGCAACAAAGAAAGCUCUGAUCUGUAUUGCACCAGGGAACCUCAACUGGCCUUCCAUCAGCGUAUUUCAUUCUGUUUGGAGUUACAUAAUCAGAGUGUUAAGGCAAUGAGGUAUCCACCCAAAUCAUAUGGAAAGGAAUUGGAAAGUGCUGAAGAACGCCGCGAAAGAGAACAGCAAGAUCUUGAGCUUGCUAAAGAGAUGGCUGAGGAGGAUGAUGAUGGUUUCCCUUAG